UGUGUUUGAGUGUGUGUGUGAGAUCACAUCUGUAUACGCUUGGUUGCCAUUCGAACUCUGGAUCUAUUUCUUUGCUUUUUCAUCCGGUCUCUGGGGUCAGUAGUGAUAAGUAGUGAUCUGUGGGGGUCAGUGGUGAUCAGUAGUGGUCCGUGGUGAUUGGUGGGGGUCAGUAGUGGUCAGUAAUGGUUCUGGCUGUGGGUGAAUCCUUCUCAAACGGAGCCGAUUCACCUCCGGAUGCGGGGGGUACCGGCGAGGGGGCGGACUCUUCCAAAGCUAUGCAGCAGGUGCUGGAGAACCUGGGGGAGCUGCCCCCCUCCACCGGGGCCAAAGACAUCGACCUCAUCUUCCUCAAAGGCAUCAUGGAGAGCCCCAUCGUCCGCUCCCUCGCCAAGGCUCAUGAGCGUUUAGAGGAUGUUAAGCUGGAGGCGGUGCAGGAGAAUAACGUGGAGCUGGUAACUGAGAUACUGGGAGAUAUCAGUGGACUGAGCGUUCGAGACGACAGCGCUGCAGAACUCUCCCGUAUCCUACAGGAGCCUCACUUCCAGUCUCUCCUGGAGGCCCAUGAUAUGGUGGCAUCUAAAUGCUAUGAGGCUCCGCCCCCUUUAGAGAUGAACAACGAUGCAGCUGUGAACAACGCCCUGAUGCAGGCAGACGCAGUCCGGAUGAUCGGCAUCCGCAAGAAAGCAGGAGAGCCUCUAGGUGUUACGUUCCGAGUGGAGAAGGAGGAUCUGGUGAUCGCUCGGAUUCUUCACGGGGGGAUGAUAGACAGGCAGGGGCUGCUGCAUGCGGGGGACGUUAUAAAGGAGGUGAACGGGAAGGAGGUGGGGAAUAAUCCCACUGAACUGCAGGAGAUGCUGAAGGACUGCAGUGGAGGAAUCACCCUCAAAAUCCUGCCCAGCUACAGAGACGCCCCCUGCCCUCCACAGGUUUACGUCCAGCCUCACUUCGACUACAAUCCAGCCAAUGACAAUCUGAUCCCGUGCAGGGAGGCGGGGCUUGGCUUCCAGAGAGGAGAUAUUCUGCAGAUCGUGAAUAGAGAAGAUCCGAACUGGUGGCAGGCGUGUCAUACAGUGGGAGGAGCUACAGGACUUAUUCCCAGUCAGUUUCUGGAGGAGAAGAGGAAAGCUUUCGUUCCAAAGGACUGGGAUGGAACAGGGAUCCUGUGUGGGACGGUCAGUGGUAAGAAGAAGAAGAAGAUGAUGUACCUCACAGCUAAGAAUGCAGAGUUUGACAGGCAUGAGCUGCAGAUCUAUGAGGAGGUGGCGUGUAUGCCCCCGUUCCAGAGGAAAACGCUGGUUCUGAUUGGAGCACAGGGAGUCGGGCGGCGCAGCCUGAAGAACCGGCUGAUGGUGAUGCAACCCACCCGCUACGGAACCACGGUACCAUUCACGUCUCGGCGGCCGAGGGACGAUGAGCAGGAUGGUCAGACGUAUCAGUUCGUGUCUCGGAUGGAGAUGGAGAUGGAUAUUAAGGCGGGGCGUUAUCUGGAGCACGGCGAGUACGACGGCAAUCUGUACGGCACCAAGAUCGAGUCCAUCCACCAGGUGGUCAAAAACGGACGCACCUGCAUCCUGGAUGUGAAUCCUCAGGCUCUGAAGGUUCUGAGAACAGCAGAGUUUAUGCCGUACGUGGUUUUCGUCGCUGCUCCUGAGUUUGAUACUCUGAAGGAGAUGCACAAAGCUGUAGUAGAUGCUGGAAUCACCACUAAACAGCUGACGGAUGUGGAUCUGAAGAAGACGGUGGAUGAGAGCGCUCGUAUCCAGAGAGCUUAUAAUCACUACUUUGAUCUGACCAUCGUCAAUAAUAACCUGGACGCUGCGUUUGAGACGCUACAGGCCAGACUGGACAAACUGUUCUCAGAACCGCAGUGGGUUCCCGUCAACUGGGUCUACUGAACCGGCUCCAGCUUUCAGAGUACGACUGUGUGUGUGUGUUGGCACAGACGUGAUGUGGGCGGGGCUGAAGGAAGUAAUCCGUUCUGACCGACCAACUGUGUGAGAGCCACAUCCUCUUUCCAGCUUCCCUUAAGCCCCGCCCACUCUCUCCGUGCACGCGAUGCAAUUUUUUCUACUGGAACUCAAAGGGAAGAGGACCUAUUUAUUUUGAUAUUUGAACAUUUUCAAGGAUAACUUUCUAUUCGUUCCAUCGUUAUAAAAGAGAGAAAAGACCCGGGUGUGAAGAUGCAGAGGCUGUGUUUGUAAUUUAUUGGUUAAUUGGUCUUUUUUUUAAUGUGCAGUUGUUCAUUUUGGUCGUUGUUUUACUUGUUUCUUUGUUUCUUUGUUUGUUUGGCUGUUUUUGUGUUUGUUCACACCUUUUUAAUUGAUUUGUAAUCAGAGUAGGAUUGUACUGUGGCGUCUGGCAAAUUCUAGAUGAUGACGAAAAGGGCUCUACUAGAACACUGUGGUUGUGUUUUAGGCCCCGCCCACAUGUAUUUGGAUAUAUUAAAGAUCAAAGAUAUAUUAUACCUAUUUUUACACGACUAAGAAUAGAUUUACAUUCUAUACACAACACAAGCUCUGUUCUUACAAGUUUUAGUCUCUGUCACUUUUAUGCAAAUCAGCUGUUGCUAGCCACGCCCCAUGUUUAUGCUAACUGUUUACCACACAUUAGCGUUAGCUUGUGCUAAAAGGCAAAAACACAAACAAGCUAGUUUUUGCUUAACUGUGAUAGAACCACAAAACAUUAUUACAUCUCCUUCAUCUGCUGACCUACCACAGACAGUAGAUACAGAUCCCUCCCUCAAACAAAGUCUGUUGGCUCAUCCAGCUCUGUAUUGUCCAAAGUUCUGAUCUAGUAAUCAACUAAUCUCCUAUACAUAUAAAAAAGCUGAAUGUCGAAUGAAAAUAGAAUAUACUUUACACUAUUAAUUGUUCACUAUUUUUUAUCAGAUUUUGUCAAUGGAUUAAAAAUGUUUCUGAAUAAGUUAGACUUCCAUUUUCCAUUCAGAGCUCCAUGCAAAAACUGACCUCAUGGGGUCAGGAUGAUUUUUGAGAAAGGUAAAGUGUCAGUCCAGCAUUACAUGGGAGGAAUUUGUUAAUGAUCUCAAGGAAGCUGGGAGCACAGUCACCAAGAAAACCAUUAGUAACUCACUAAGCUUGCUGGUUGUGCCAAGAGUGAAUGAGGGUGAUAUGGAGACCUGUGCAAGCACAGUAGCCAGAACAAAUAAAAAAUCAGAUUUUUUGAUGCAUUUUUGAGCCAAAGGCUACAAACUGUUCACUGAAUCAGAUUAUAAGAUUAAAUCAGAUUAUCAGAUUUUAUUAGUGAUGUAGAGAAAUUUUUCAGAAUCAGUACUUUGACCUUUAUUUUGCGGUAUUUUAUCAUCUCCCCUUUUAGAGCUCUAUGCAAAAGAUAACCUUGUGGGAUAAGGAAUUACAUGGGAGGUGUUUGUUAAUGAUCUCAAGGGAGCUGGGAGCACAGUCACGAAGAAAACCAUUAGUAACACACUUCCCCAUAAUGGACAGAGCUUGCUGGUUGUGCUGAGGGUGGGGGAGGGUGACGUGGAGAUCUGCGCAAGUGCAGCAGCCAGAACAAACCCAGCAAUCUGAUUUUUUGCACAUUUUUGAGCCAAAUAAAAUGAACUGUGCAAAACAGUAAUGAGACAUUAAUUUUCCUGUAUGUUUCCUCUUCCAAUUCACAGAGAUGGGACACUGGUCUUGUGUAAUGGCUCUUAUAUAAGGACUUUAAUAUAACGCUCUGUUUAGAAUUGGAUGUUAUAACUUUCUGACUUUGAUAGUACACUACUUAGUAUGUAAAUAGUAUGAAAAACGGAUAAAUAUCCAGAUACGUGUGGACGAGGCUCAAAUCUCCAUGUUUUUGUUCUCAGAAGUGAAGAGACCAGCUCUUAGCCAAAGUCCCGACCUGCACACUAAGUGUAAAACUGUGUAUUAAAGCGUUUAGAUCCUGAUAUAAAGAAUCUGUUUACAAAACCUCAGUGUUUUUACUGCUUUUCCACCACAUAUAUCAUAUCUCUGCCACAUAUCCUUAAUAUAAGUGUAUUGUGAACCCAAUGUGCAAAAUGUGUUCUGUCUUUAUAAUCAGCCUGUCUUAUAUUUUCUUUAUGUUGAGUUAAAAAUGCAUUUUUUGUCUGUUUUUUAAAGAUGUGUUCAGCUCUAAAGGCUGUUCUGUAUCUGUAGUAAAAACUAGCUGUGUUUUACACUGUGUGUCAUAAACGCUGCCUCAGCAGAGUCGUAUGGUCGUGUGUUAAGCAAGACUGGUCAGUUUUUCCAGUGUUUCCAGAGUCCCACACUGUGUCAAAAUCACCCCAGAGGAAACGCAAUAAACUUACUGAAGAUUUUACCCUUUUUU
Astyanax mexicanus (Mexican tetra) is the source of this 4305-nucleotide messenger RNA. It is a transcript of the gene pals2b, whose product is annotated as protein associated with LIN7 2, MAGUK p55 family member b. The record is from RefSeq and is a predicted model, not a curated record. NCBI's taxonomy places the organism in Eukaryota, Metazoa, Chordata, Actinopteri, Characiformes, Acestrorhamphidae. Gene Ontology annotation, cellular component: cell-cell junction; plasma membrane. Gene Ontology annotation, molecular function: protein binding. The transcript is spliced from 12 exons. Bases 183 to 1895 code for a protein of 570 amino acids.